AUGUCCAACUUAUCGCUCAGCGCAUUAUUCAUCAGCGUAAUCAUUAUAUACCUAGUAAACGAUGCGAGUCUACUGAACCCCAACCGGGGCAUCAAAAUCGACAGCAGAACAAACCAGGCAACAAGUGCUGGGGGUAAGUCAGGGGCGAACCCCGAGGGCAAAGCGCGGGGCAAACCAGUAAAGGCCGACACCGACGACGACGACGGCGAGUAUAUACCCGAAGCGGGCGAAGAGGUGGACAACACCGACGCCGUGGCGGGCGAUGACGACGGCGACGACGGCUCCUAUAAGCCGGAGGCCGGAGAGGAAACGGACAGUACGGACGCCGAGGCCGGCGACGACGGAGAGGACGGCUCGUAUAAGCCGGAGGCCAACGACGAACACGACGGCGAAGAGGAGGCCAAAGGGGGCGCCGCCGACGGGACUGAAGGUACGGACUAUACCGUAGAAGUGUUUGAUUAUCGAGAGGAGGGUAGCGAUGGGACAGACGGUACGGACAGUACUGUAGACUAUGUGGAAGAGGGCGAAGAGGGCACCGACUAUACAGAGGGUAACACCGAUUAUACCGGGGAUUACACAGAGGGUACUACCGAUGAGUAUGCGGAUAGUGGCGAACACGCCGGGGCUACCGAUUACCUUGAGUAUAGUGAUGCCACAGAGGCUGCUGAUGAGUCAGGCGAUGUGGAAUAUGUUGUGGAUGUUGAAUAUGUAGAUGACCAAGAUCAAUAUGAGAUUUUACGUGAUAAAAAGUCGCUAAUGUUUUAA
Messenger RNA from Medioppia subpectinata, 765 nucleotides. NCBI's taxonomy places the organism in Eukaryota, Metazoa, Arthropoda, Arachnida, Sarcoptiformes, Oppiidae. The record is from the annotation of a GenBank genome assembly.